Amoebophrya sp. A25 is the source of this 1511-nucleotide messenger RNA. NCBI's taxonomy places the organism in Eukaryota, Dinophyceae, Syndiniales, Amoebophryaceae. The record is from the annotation of a GenBank genome assembly.
GAUGAGAGACCGCGGAUCACGUGUUCCACUUCUUGGAGUAUGAUUUUUGAAUACCAAGAGAGAGAGAGUGACGUGGUUGUGCCAUCUACUAGACUUGGACAAGGAAUCAAGGAAACUUACCGGCAAAAAUCUGUUCCAGAGCAUUCCAACACUGCCGGACCCCAGUUCUGUUUCCCAAUCUCACUAAAUAGUUUUGAUGCUUGUCAUAGACAUAGUGUUGCUGGUUGUAAUAAGCACUGUUUGCUUCUCGGACUCCUGUCUUCUACUGCUGUUCCUAUAAUAUAUUGGCUAGGUGAGCACAUCGCAGGAUCUGUUCCCUGUCCUAAAACCAUGCCUCUGCUUCAUUAUCGCAGCAUUCCCUGACUCGUUCUGAUCAAAUUUGACGACCACUUGAGCAUAAGUCAACUGUGCAACUUCCUGCUUCUUGUGAAUUUUCUUUUCUUGCUAUAAGUUUUUUUCUUCCAAAAAAAAAGUUCAGAAAAAAGUACUACUAUGUUAAUCGAGCAUUCGAAAUCAGUCAAAAUGUCCAAGGCGCCCCCUAACCUGUCGUCUAGCCUGAUCCUCGUUAGGGAUGCUGAGUUGGAAAAGAGACUAGCUGCAGUGCGAAGUCGGGUGUCGACGACCAUGACCGACCUUAACCAGAGUCAAGACAACAUCACCCUAGCCUUUGAGAAUCAGAAAAAGCUGCCACGCCUUCUGGACGACUUGGAGCAAGUGCAUUUCGACAACGAAAAUACGUUUAAAUUCAUUAUGGUUUAAAACUCUUCUUGUUCUUGUCUUUUCUCUUACAUGAUAGGGCUCUCCAACAGUUAUGGGUUAGUUUAAUGUUGAGAGAGAUAGUUGUUGCGCUUGAGGGCGACGGAGAGGGAGAAUCGUUACUAGGAUAACUCACUUUCGAAAUGGAGGGUGAAUUUACAGUGGCUAGGGUCUGCAAAGCUCGUAGAAAUGAGCUACACUGCGCGCGGGACAUCUACCAGAUGCAGUAGGGCUUUAGUUCUCCAAAUAUGUGUUAUAAGAAUCACAGAGCAGAGCGUUAGUAGGACUUCAUAGUCGUUCCUUGAAGGAUGAUACUGAUGUAGCACUAGUACAUAGCCAAAGUUCGCCCUUUCAUUCUGCAGAUGCAGCGCAUUCACGACAAGCUGUUUGAGAUGGCAAUUUUCGGUACUGGAGAGAACUUCGAUGGAAAUGAAAAUGACGUAAUGGAGGGCGUAGCGUCAACAGGAGAGGUGGGUCUUGCUGGAACCACCCAGACUACUAGUUCGGCAUCAAGCAGUCCUUCAUCAGAGAUUGUAUUGAAUCGUGCAGCCCUCUCGUCUUGUCCAAUCAUCAAGCAAGCAGCUUUGGGUGAGAAAGCUGAGGCUAAGGUCUCAGCAGGUAUUAGAAACGGACCACGUGGGCAAGGCUCUUCGUCAAGUAAAAGUGUAGGCUUUGUUGGUGCUGCGCAAGAGGAGGAUGAAGAACGGAACAGAGGGACCUCUCCUGCAACCAAUGAUGGUCGUGAACAGAUAUGA